Molecule: messenger RNA, 655 nt
Organism: Amphimedon queenslandica
Lineage: Eukaryota; Metazoa; Porifera; Demospongiae; Haplosclerida; Niphatidae
Exons: 2
Coding region: 75-458 (127 amino acids)
Source: RefSeq, a predicted model, not a curated record
CCACAGUAAAUAAUGCAAUAAAGUGAGUAGACCCAUUCUCAUAAGAGUUUCUGGGCUCUAAUCUCUAGGACGCCAUGGCUAGAGUCCUCGUUAAGUUCUUCAUUAUCUUCUUUAUUUCGUACGCCAUUGGUGUAGCAGUAAUAGUCAUAACUGCUGAGCUCUGCAGGCAAAAGAACCAGGCACUGAGAGAGUCAGGCAAUGCCUCUGCUACUAUAAGCAGGAGUAAUGAUGAAGCUGACAUAUUAUACAGCCAUACAAGGGGAAGAAACAAGGACAGCAGAUAUACAUUACCUUCUGAUAGUCACCUUCAUAGUGAAGGGAGAGACAUAUCACAAGGGAUCGGAUUCUAUUAUAGACACUUUGUCUUUGAUUACAAGACUGACUCGGAGCCGAUUGUCAUUACUCUAUUCAAUUACCGCAACCAUACUGAAAGCCCACCACAGCAAGCCAAAGAUUAAUAUCUACUUUUUAUAAUCCUGAAAUCCUCUCGUUAUUAUCUACUUAAUCCGGAUAGUUUCAGCAAAGAACAAAAAUGUAUCAUUUAUAUAUUACACAAUAUAAUUAUGACAACAUAUGUAAUUAUUACUAUUAUACACCAAUUAUCAGUUUCAUGAUUUUCCUCUCUCUGAAUGGUAAAAAAAAACAUUAAAAAAUU